AUGGCUGUUCCCUUCUCGGCAGCCGACCUCACCUCGGCUGCCUCUGCUCUCAAUGCGGUGACGGCGAGAACGAUGAGUACAAGUAGUGGCGGUGAUGCGAGCGCAGGGGAGUCGGGCAAUGCGGCAAAGUUGGAAAAAGUAUGGGAAAAGGUCCGAGAGGUCGAUGCUGAGGCUUGGCUGGCUACUUUUGAUGGACAUACACCAAGAUCGAUCACUGUUCCGCUCUCAAGAGAGGCUGCUCUCGCUCUGCGAGAUGCUCGGAAUGCGAGUGAGGACGAGCUGGUCGGCCAAGAGGUUCUCGCAGAGCUCGCCGCCGAGAUCGAUGCUGCUUGCGAAGCGCUGGGCACCCGCGAGGUCUUUGUCAAGGCCUCGUCGCGCUCGCCAAAGGAUGCUACUCUGGCCACCGAGCAGCUGCUUGCCGAUGCCUGGCAGCUGCUCGGCUCCAGAGACUAUGCCGAGAGCACGGGCGUGUUGCUGGUGGGCACGCCCGGCAGCGGCGGUGCGGAUGAUCUCGAGCUGCGCAACGAGGUGGACAACGCCAUUGUCGCGGCAUUGCUCCAGGGUGCGGUGACGUCGAUGAAGGUGACGAGUGGCGCUGCGGCGCUGGCGCUCCUUGCGGCUUCAGAGCGCAUCGCCGAGGACAUCCAGCUCGAGCUCGACGUGGCCAGUGCCCGGACCGGCGACUUUUCCAUGGGCGUCAUUGUCCGUGAAUUUGUGCCGAUGCAGGCCCACCUCGAGUUCCGCGGCUUUGUGGUCGACGGCCAUCUCACCGCGCUCUCGCAGUACAACCAUGUGGUGUGCUACCCGGCUGUUGUGGCCGACGCUGACAUGUACCGCGACGUCAUCGUCGACUUUUACAACGACGUCAUCCGCGACAAGCUCGUUGCUGCUGGCUUUACCUCUGUCGUCAUCGACUUUGCCCUCGUCCCCAACCCCAACAUUGCCGAUUUUGGCGCAGAGCCGUUUGACGUCCUCGUUAUCGAGCUCAACCCGUACCGCAGCUACGAGGGCAAUGGGACCGAUGCCUGCCUCUUUGACUGGUCCGCUGAUCGCGGCGUUCUUGAGCCGGACGCACCUCCUGCUGGGCCUGACGACGUCGCCUUUCGCGUCCGGUCGGCCGCUCUUCCCAAUGUCGCUGCCACCCUCAAUGUCUCGGCGAGCGAGCUCGUCGCCGCCAUCCGCAACCAGCUCCUCUCCUGCCCGCGCUGA
Messenger RNA from Thecamonas trahens ATCC 50062, 1209 nucleotides. RefSeq lists its product as uncharacterized. Gene Ontology annotation, cellular component: cytoplasm. NCBI's taxonomy places the organism in Eukaryota, Apusomonadida, Apusomonadidae. The record is from RefSeq and is a predicted model, not a curated record. The transcript has a single exon. The coding region runs from base 1 to 1209 and encodes 402 amino acids.